Molecule: messenger RNA, 477 nt
Organism: Sinocyclocheilus rhinocerous
Lineage: Eukaryota; Metazoa; Chordata; Actinopteri; Cypriniformes; Cyprinidae
Product: vascular endothelial growth factor receptor 1-like
Exons: 4
Coding region: 1-477 (158 amino acids)
Biological process (GO): homophilic cell-cell adhesion; protein phosphorylation; synapse organization
Cellular component (GO): neuronal cell body; plasma membrane; axon
Molecular function (GO): vascular endothelial growth factor receptor activity; ATP binding; axon guidance receptor activity
Source: RefSeq, a predicted model, not a curated record
AUGAGGGCUAAUGGAUCUGCCACUAUCAUCAGACGCAUAUCUAGGAGCCGAACCAACAUGCUCUUCUACAGUGUUCUCACCAUUCCCAGACUGAGCAAAGCAGACAGAGGACUUUACAAAUGUCAUGUAACAAGUGGUCCAUCCAAGCGAGAAACAAAUACCACAGUUAUCGUCUAUGACCAGCCUUUCAUUCGACUCAAGCACAGAGAUGGCCCUGUGGUUCAGGCUUCUGCAGGACAGAAAUCUUUCAGGCUUACUCCAAAACUAAGGGCUUUCCCUGCACCUGAAGUCAUCUGGUUGAAGGAUGGGAUGGUUGCCGCCGAGCAGUGCUCCCGUUACCAUGCAGACAGGUUUUCUCUGGUCAUUCGGGAUGUUGCUGAAGAGGAUGCAGGAAUCUAUACCAUCCUUACUGGCAUCCAGCAGUAUGGGCUUUAUCAGAACCUCACACUCACGUUGGUGGUAAAUGGUGAGACUUAG